UUUAUCCAGGGUAUAAGACGGCAGAAGCGAACAAGUGGCAUAGGAAGAGAAUCGCGCCGGAGUGUCGAGCGAGCGCGAAGUAUACGAGAGGGAGUGUAUGAGAAAGGACCUGCAGACAGAAAGAAAAGGGAGGAGUUCAUGAUACACGCUUCGUAAUCUCCGCCGAGGUCGCUACACCGGCGAGUCUGACCAACCAACAAGGUCGACCGCAAAAUAGUUUCAACUGCCAAACGUCCUUGAUCCCUUAACGAAGAAGGGAAGAAGGAAGGUACAGAAGGAGAGAGAAAGAAAGAGGAACGAGCAGACGCGAAAGAAGAGAAAGCAAAAGGGAUAGACUAUCGCGUCUCGCGUUAAAGAAUCGAAGGGUCAGUUAAACAGGGUCGUCAAAACUCGCCUAACAUUUUCCUUUUGUCAAUUAUUACGAGUUGAUUGUGUCACCUCGAACUGGUGUGUUCAGUGUCAAGUUUUCGAACGUCGCGAUCACCGAGUUAUUGACACCGGGAUUAUUGAUGGUAAUUAAUUCUCGAUAGGAUUAAAUGACAUUUUCAAGGAGUCUAUCUUCGUUUUCAAAGUAAAAUCAAUUAUCAUGUUGCUGCAACGAUUACGCUGGCUAUUGCCGGCACUAAUCGUAUCUUUGAUGAAUCCGCAAUUAAGUGCGCCUUUACCGGCUCAUAAUGAACGUCCGCACAUACCUGUGAAUACAUUUGAUCCUAGCGUAGCUACUUCAACAAUGAUUCGCCAGGACUACAACAAACGUGUGCAUCCUCCGAAUGGCAAAAACGAUACGCAAUCCAGCCACAAACUGGUCGCUUCCCCGGCUGGACUUUUGCGGCCUGACAAGUUUCAGUUUUAUACUUACAACGACAAUGGUGAUAUGAUUACGCGGCAGAUGACCGCUCAGGAAAUUCAAGGUCUCAUCGCUGCAGGUGGCGCGGAUCACGUCCCGAUGGACAGACAAGAACCUCAAAAAGCCGAUGAUGUUCUGACGGGCGGAAAAAAGGUCAUGGAUGUAGUACAGAAGGUACAGAAUGUAUUGAAGAGCGCACUCGACAAACCACCGAUCUUAACGGGUUCGAUACCGAAGAUUCCGGAACACGCAAACGUCGAAUGGAGCAACAUUCUCCCUUCCAUUCUGUCCGGCGAGGCAGAUGCGAUUUCUCCAAACAGUGAAUCUAAUCAAUUAUUGCAUAAGCUUACAACAGAAAAGAUACAAAUAUCGUCGACUGAAAGCGCGAAUGUCGGAAUUAGUCUGAAAAAUCCAACAACGAAGAAGCCGGCGGUGUCAGACGUUCAGACAAAUGCAUACGCUGGUUUUACGAAUAACAAGCAUCAUAAUGAGAAACUGCAGCUUAGCCAUUAUUCGCAGCAAACAUCGGCUGAUAUUAUCACAGAGAAACCAAUGAUUCCAGUUCCAGUUAUUACCUUAACGGAACAAAAACUAUCUACGUUGCAUUCUGCCAUUACCGAAAGUCCAAUCUUCCAAAUGCUUAGUGUGAUCCCAGUUGAGAGUACUCAUAAGACGACGAGCCAGACCAAUUUGUAUGCAGCUGACAUCGAUGCCGCAAGUUUCGCCCAACCGUCUACUCAGAUCGAAGGAUUUAAUCAAACGGAACAGUUUGUCGAGAUAACUCUGUCGGAAGUACCUGAAGCUACAACAUUUUCGCAACCGACGAGCUUAGAUACGCAUCCUGUAAAUAUUACAAAGUCGACGACAACGAAUCCCGAUAAUCAAGCAAGUCAAGAAAUAAAAGUUCCGGUGAUCUAUUCGACAACCAUACCGAAUAUAUCGACGGAUGCUCCUACCGUUACAAAGCAGGCUGUAACAUAUGAGUCCAUUGAAGUGAAGAAUGCUGACAAGGUAUCUUCCUCUUCGAAUGCGAGUUACGUUCUUAUACAAGAUAAAAACAAUACGAAACAAUCUGAGGAUUUUUCAUUUAUACCCGAGAUUACGAAAGAAUCUCAAACGAACGUAACGUACAAUGAUGAUAAAAUAUUUUCACAAGCUAAUACUGUUACCUCGGAACCACUUUCUCACGCAUCCGUGCCUGUAAGAGAAGAAACUGCGUCUAACAAAAUCACGCAUUCACCAUCUACGUUCGCCACUGCUUCGACAAUCGAGGUCUCGACUGUUCCAACUUUGCUGCAUACGGAUUAUCAUCGCGAUGAAGGUUCCUCGAUAGUUACGAAAGAAUCCUCAAGCUCGAUUACGUCAACGUACACGGAAAAUUAUCUUAAUUCUCAAUCUCCAGCCGAGAUCCAGUCUUUGGAACUGAUGGAACCGCUGCCUACACAAUUGAUAGAUUCCUUUUCGAAUGUAAUGAAUCAAGUUUCGGAAGUAAGGCCCACCGUGUUAUCUCUAUCGGACGAGGCGCCGCCGGAAAUAUCGAUCAUAAAUAUUAAUUACAAUCAGAGGCGAAACGUAUCUGAUUCAGAUAAACCCGCAAGUGCUAAUGUAAAUACAUUUAUGUCUCACGAUACGAACGAGAUGAAUGUUGAACAUGUUAGUUCACAAACUUACAUAGUUACUACAGAAAUUCCGUCACAAGACGUUACUACUAAGCUUAUUGAUCACUCUAUCGCUCAACAGCCUGUCAAUACAAUGAAUAGAGAAUCAAUCACUGAUGCUUCCGCGAACUCUCGAAUUACGAUGACAACAUCGACAGCUUCGAUUAAGACCGAAACGACGAAUAACGAAAUAACGGCUAAUAAUAUUUUAGUCACGACGCCAGCUGGACCGAAUGUUGAAUUGAUUAGCACAAAAAUGGAAUCAACGGCAUCUUCUUCGCCUGUACAGAUUCAGCUCGAGAAGAUUCACGACGCUUCUUCGCUGGGAAAUCAGACCAAGACUCUCGCGACUCUCGAAACCACUACUGCUAUUAACGUAUUGACUUUGCAGAAACAAGCGAUCGAUCAAACUACAGAAUUGCCCGAAGAAAUUUUACCUGUCACUUCGACACUUGAUGUAGUAACUAAAACGCAAUCGACAACUGCAUCGAGUGAAUCUUUGAAUAAAAUGACCAGCGAAUAUUUCGAUAAUGUUUUCGCAAAUUUAAACUUGAGCAAUCCGGUGUCCGCUAUCGAUCAAGUAUUGAAUAUUGUGCCACAAUCGUUCAGCACUCCUGAGAUCGAGCCGAUCGGUUUACCGAGUGACACGACGAAUUUUGUAGCUAGUGAUUUAGCGAGUAGCCUUAUCGCCGGAUUUGCAACGAGCACAUCGGAAAGAUCGUCCCUCGAAGAAAUUAGUGAGAAUGAAACGGUUCAAAAUGCAUCGAAUAACGCGACAAAGUUUGCAGAAUCCACUGAAAGUAUCACUAAGAUAUACGAAGAAACUGUAAGAUUUAACGUAAGUGAGUACCAGGAAGAUAAAAAUAUUUUGCAAACGUCAACGCAAAAGACACUAACGGAACCGGCUAGAAACAGCACGAAAGAGUCAAAUGAUACAUUAAAACCAAUUAAAUUGUCAAAUAGUAAUGAGUCGAAUAUCGAUGAUCCUACGAAAGUAUCUUUAGCCACUUCGCUAAACAAAUUCGCGAAUGUUAGUGAUGAAUCAAAGGACAGCGUUGGACAGAGCACAAUUACUGAGGAAGUUGUCGCUGUAAAUCCUGAGCAAUCGUUAAAUAUUAAUACAACUAAUAAUCAGAAGAAAACAGAAAACAAAGAAAAGGUGAAAACGACAGAAGCGCCCAUUAUAAAGAUAGACGAAACUCCUGAAUUACCUGGGAAAAUUGAAUUAAUUGAUUCGGCUAACGCGAAUAAUACAAGAAAUUCAGUAAAUGCUUCGGUACACGCGGAGAAUAGUUCAAAAAUAGAAACAUUGAGCGAAAAGAAUGAAUCUUUUGUGAACGCUUCGUCAACAACGAAGGAAGCAGUUCAAUCUGCUAAUAAUUCCAAUUUUGAGUUCUACAGUUCACACAAGUAUAUUAAUAAUGUUACAGAUAUUAAUGUUUCGAACGUUACGUCUAAUACUCCCAUCAUAUCAAAUGAAAAUCCUGUCAAUCUUACGCUUUUGCAAAAUCGCGUUAAUAACACAACUGAUUAUAAAAAUAAAAAUAAAAAUAAUAUAAAUAAUAAUAAUAAUAAUAAUAAUUCUUUAUCUUCUCUAUCAAUCCAAGAACAUGUAAAAACCGAUCGUCCUAUUAUCGAAAUUGUGAAAAAACCAACAAAUGCAAGCGACAUCAAGGAAGAACUUUCUCAACCAAGUCCGAUUAAUAGCACAAACAAUUUGAAUUCUACCAAUAAUGCAUCAAAUCAAAAUAAUAAAGAUGUGACACAGAUCAUACCGGUAGUUAAUAGUUUUUCAUCGAUAAAGAAUGCAUCGAUUUCGCAGACUAAUUCAAAUAAUGACAGUAAACCCGCGUCGUUGAAACACUCAGAAAAUUUUUCGAAGCCGGAGGUAACACCGCCAUCGAUCCGACAGACAUCGAAGCCUACGGUUGGUCCUAAACUGUCGGAGAAGUCUAACGCCUCGAAGACCGAGAUGGACGGGGAGCAUAAGUGGACACUUAUAUCGCAACAAACCUCGCCGGUUAUGUCGAAGCCGCCGAAGCCACUGAGGAAGCCGGUCAAUCCCGUCCAGACUCAGUCGUCCGACUCGGUGAACGAGAGUGUCGAAAUUCGUCCACCGGGAAACGAAACAGAGGCGGUUCAUCAGUUCGAUCAGCAGGAUCAGCACACUUCGACGCAAUCCGUGCUACCGCUCUGGGACGCAUCGCAGAGCGCGAGCGGAUUAGAUGUCACUACAAAACACACGAGCGCCGAUAUCAUCAAUUUUGCCCGACUGUGCAACGAGCUGGCCUUCAAUUUCUGGGUAGCCACUAACAAGGGCCUGAGCACCGCGAGAUCACUGGCUUUAUCGCCGUUUGGUAUGACCAGUCUGUUGGCGAUGAUCUUCCUGGGUGCGCGUGGACCGACGUCUGAUCAGAUGAACGAGGUGCUCGGACUGGACGAUGUAGCCACGUUCAAUCCGCAUUUGGUGUUCCAGAAUAUAACCGACACCGUAAGCUUGGCUCGUAGUCAAGGUAUCGCAAACGCGGCCUUCGUUCGUGAGCUCUUCGCCGAUAAGAUGAAGGUCAGGAAGCUCAUGCCCUUCUACAAGGAGCAGGCCCAACAAUUUUACGAGGGUCUCGUGGCCGAGGUGAACUUUGCCACCAUCAGCGAUCUCGUUCGUAGAAGGACGAAUCUGUUAGUUAGAAAGCAGACGGGUGGUAGAAUCAAGGAUUUUGUCAAGACGAAUACGGUCCCGCUCAGGUCACCGCUGGCGGCGCUCUCUGCCAAUGUAUUUCAGACUGAUUGCAAUAGCACUCUGACCAGUUCCAUUGGAAGAGACGGCGAAUUGUAUUUUGCGGUUUCGCCAGCUGUCAGGCAGAGGAAACUCGUGCCGGUCCCAGCUACCACUUGGCGAUCAGGAGUCUUAGCCGGCUACGAGCCCAGUAUUGACGCUACCGCCGUCGCCCUUGGCGGAAGCGACAAAUUGGUUUCGACAAUUUUUGUGUUGCCAGGUCAACAGGGUCAUACCGCGCCUGGUGACACGCUGGAUCGUCUCGAGCAGCGUCUCGUUAGAAGCGCUUUCCGCGAUGGAGCCUGGAAUAAGCUCCUCAAGACCCUAAUACCGAGAAAUGGCUUGGAGCUGCAAGUGCCUAAAUUCAGUCACAGAUCUGUCGUCAACGCGACUGCCGCUUUGAAGAGGAUGGGUCUCGAUGAACUCUUCUCGGGCAACGCUGAUUUCAAGGGAAUCAAUGGCGUAGGUCACCGUCUCUACUUGGCCGAUGUAUUGCAGAUGAACCUGUUCAGUACCUGUGGCGAUGAGAAUAUUCUUAACGGUCGGCAUCACGUAGAAACGUAUCCUGCGAGCCCGUUAAGAAGUAUCAGACGACAAAUGGAAAACAUUGACAAUUUCGCCAACAUCUCUGAGGAGGAUGCGUCGAGAUACGGAGGGAUAACAUCUUCGCAAGAGAAUCACAUGGAUUCGUUCUAUAUGGACCAAUCGCAUAUGGAUCGAUUCUAUAGAGAGAAAAGACAGCCCUCUGGAUUAUCAGAGAGACCGAGAUUAAAGCUCGAUAGGCCUUUCUUAUAUUUUGUUCGACACAAUCCUUCCGGUUUAAUAUUACACAUGGGGCGUUUUAAUCCCCGAUUAUUACCUUAGAUAAAAGUUCACAUCGACAAUGCCAUUAAUUCGAUCCUGUUCCUUCUAUUCGACGUCUUAUUUCUGUGAACUCUUGUCGGGAAAACAGCUGAUUCUCUCGAUGCAUUGCUCAAAUGACGUUUUUUCCUUUUCUCUCUUUUUCCCUCUUUAUCAAUUUAGCACGUUGUAGCGGUCCAGGAUGUAUACUUGGCAUGUUCUAGAAAAUUUGUAAACAAUUUCGUUUAGAAUUUACUUAAUAGCUUCUUCAUUGUCCUCUUAUCUAGAAGUAAGAUAUUAGCACGAUAUCGUUUGUUCCAUGCUAAUAUAUGUAAAACAAACCGAGACAGAGAUAUGUGGGUCGUAUUACUUUAUGAUACAUUUAGGGAGUGGUUAAACGCAUAAAAAUAAUAGACUGAAAAAAAACGGAGAAAAAAAGACAAUUUCGAAAUCUUAAUCGCGGUCCAAAUGGUCAUUAUAUUUUAUGUCUACAAGUAAAUUACGAUUAUGAUACGAUCACUGAUGAAUAUUUAAUAGCAACUUUCUGUCGAUAAUCUAUUUGGACCCUGAUUGACAUUACGCAUCCUUUUUCAUAUAACUAACAAUUGUGAUAUAACUGAGCGUUGAGAAUUUUUUGUACAUUUCGUAGAAUUAAUUUGUUAUAGAAUAUACGCGUUCAAUGCCACGUAUAUUGUAUAUGAAAAAAAAAUCAAAUGUACUUUUUUAACAUGGACAAGUGUCGAAAAUCGAUGAUGCGUUGAAUAAAAAGCAUAACAUUCUCGUUUA
Messenger RNA from Camponotus floridanus (Florida carpenter ant), 6904 nucleotides. Its product is annotated as bromodomain-containing protein DDB_G0280777. Lineage: Eukaryota; Metazoa; Arthropoda; Insecta; Hymenoptera; Formicidae. The transcript is spliced from 5 exons. The coding region runs from base 587 to 6142 and encodes 1851 amino acids. The record is from RefSeq and is a predicted model, not a curated record. Gene Ontology annotation, molecular function: serine-type endopeptidase inhibitor activity.